Molecule: messenger RNA, 865 nt
Organism: Vidua chalybeata
Lineage: Eukaryota; Metazoa; Chordata; Aves; Passeriformes; Viduidae
Gene: JOSD2
Product: Josephin domain containing 2
Exons: 5
Coding region: 1-570 (189 amino acids)
Biological process (GO): protein deubiquitination
Molecular function (GO): cysteine-type deubiquitinase activity
Source: RefSeq, a predicted model, not a curated record
AUGGCCCCGGAGGACGCGCGGGGGUCUGGGGUCCCGGGGGUGCCGUACCACGAGCGGCAGCGCCGGCAGCUCUGCGCCCUGCACGCCCUCAACAACCUCCUGCAGCGGCCCUGGCUCAGCCAGGCCUCGGCCGACCGCAUCUGCCAGCGGUUGGCCCCAAAUUCGCGGCCCAACCCCCACCGGAGCCCCCUGGGCACGGGCAAUUACGACGUCAACGUGGUGAUGGCGGCGCUGGGCACGCUGGGGCUGGCGGCGGUCUGGUGGGACAAGCGGCGCCCCCUGGAGCGCCUGUCGCUGCCGCACGUGCUGGGGCUGCUGCUCAACGUCCCCUCGCGGGUGACGCUGGGGACGCUGGCGCUGCCGCUGCGGCGCCCGCACUGGCUCUGCGUGCGGCACUUCGGGGGCACCUUCUACAACCUGGACUCCAAGCUGGCCGCGCCCGCCGCCAUCGGAGCGGAGCCGCAGCUCAGGGAGUGGCUGCGGGAGGCGCUGGCUCCGGGCUCCUCCGAGCUCUUCCUGGUGGUGGCGCGGGACGUGGAGGAGGCGGGGACCUGGCUGAGGCCCGAGUGACACCGGAGGGGACAGGUGGCACCCGUGGUGGCACCCGUGUGGUGGCACCUGUGGUGGCACCUGUGCAGUGCCAGCUGUGGUGGCGCCGCUGCGAAAAAUGCGGGGUUUGGGGUUUUUUUGGGGUUUUUUUUGGGGUGGGAUUUGGGCGUUUUUCAAAGAGGGCAGGUGGGGGUUGGUGGCACCUGGGGACACCUGGGUGGCAUCUGGGGACACCUGGGUGGCAUCUGGUGACAUCUGGGGACACCUCUGUGGCUUCAAAUCCCUCCCCAAAAUGGAUUAAAAGCGAUCCUUGGCA